GUUUUGGCAGAUAACCACCUGCAAGACUUCACCGACAGACACACCUGAGACUCACCUGCACAGGCAUGGAUGACGAUGUCGCUGCCCUCGUUGUUGACAACAGCUCCGGCAUGUGCAAGGCCGGCUUUGCCGGAGACGAUGCACCCCCCUACUUCCCCUCCAUAGUCGGUUGUCCUUGAGACCAGGGUGUGAUGGUGGGAAUGGGACAGAAGGACAGUUACGUGGGAGACGAGACCCAGAGCAAGAGAUGCAUUCUGACCCUGAAGUACACCGUCCAGCUCGGCAUCAUCGCCAACUGGGAUGACAUGGACAUUGCAGGGUCCAGUACCUUCUUAAAGCGCGAGUAGGUUUACCCCUUCAGUCUGCAGCAGAUCUAACUUAAGGUUUGCUGACUUGGUCUUUAAAAGGUUCUACUGCCCCCAGUGGGUCUGUAAACAGGUUGUGCAUGCUGGUAAAAUGUCUCUAUAACUAACAUAACCAAAUCCUUGGAAACAUUUUUUGUUUUUCCAUUUGAAGGUUAAUUGGCAGUGACAUAUUAUAAAACAUGAGCAAUAUGUGUGCAUGAAUCUAGU
Molecule: messenger RNA, 572 nt
Organism: Sander lucioperca (pikeperch)
Lineage: Eukaryota; Metazoa; Chordata; Actinopteri; Perciformes; Percidae
Product: actin-1-like
Source: RefSeq, a predicted model, not a curated record